GAUUCCUUCCCCAUUCACUCCUUGAAAAAGACAUAAAGAAAUGGAGAAUUCAUCAUCAUCUAUAGCAAAAUGGGAAGGUAUGGUUUCAAGUAGUCUAUCAAAAGCAACUGCAGAUCAAAUAUGGCUUUUGUUCAUAGACUUUUUUAACUUCCACAAAUGGUUUCCCAAUUUGUCUACUUGUUAUGGGGUCCAAGGUACUAAUGGCGAGGUCGGCUGCAUACGUUAUUGUGUCGGUUCCUCGUUACCAAAUGAAGAUGGAGGUGUUGAUAAAGUUAGUUGGUCUAAGGAGCGGUUAGUAGCUGUUGACCCAAACCAAAUGUCCAUGAGCUAUGAGAUGGUUGAUUGCAACGUCGGGUUUAAGUCAUAUCUUUCGACGAUUAAGGUGGUUCCAAAUGGUGCUGAUGGGUGCGUGGUUUACUGGUCGUUUUCUGUUAACCCGAUUGAAGGGUUAACAUAUGAAUAUUUGGUUGAGAAGUAUCAAAAUGGCCUCGAUCAAGCUACCAAAGAAAUGGAGGAUGCCUUGUUUUAGAAGAACUAAUUUUGAUUUUUUGAUGGCGACUUGGACGGCCUUUCCAUCAAGAUCCAAAAGAUCGAGAGUACUGCUAAUUAAUGUAUAAAGGGUCACAAUGUUUGAAUAUGAAAUUACUACUUUUUUAAUUUUUUUAAGGCAAAUGUAUUGCGCUAAGGUUUGUUAUUUGCAAUUCUGGUUCCAAUGGUUAUGUAAUCACUAGACUAGAUGUCUAGAUUAUUUUUGUGA
Messenger RNA from Erigeron canadensis, 757 nucleotides. RefSeq names its product lachrymatory-factor synthase-like. The transcript has a single exon. The record is from RefSeq and is a predicted model, not a curated record. The coding region runs from base 41 to 529 and encodes 162 amino acids. NCBI's taxonomy places the organism in Eukaryota, Viridiplantae, Streptophyta, Magnoliopsida, Asterales, Asteraceae.